UACCAAAUUCUCUUUAUUAGCUUCCAUUUCAAGUUUCAACUAGUGGUCUGGUAUCUUUUAAUAUGCAACUUGAGGUCACACUGCGACAGAUUUGCUGGUGUUUAUUUCCCGGCAAGAACAAGAGAAAGCUUUGCAAUAUUUUUCCUUUUAAUGUGCAUUACAAAUAACUAAAGCAUCCAUCUGCUUAACAAAAUGCCAAAGGAAGACUGCAAAUAUUGGGACAAGUGUUAUCAGCGCAAUGAGGCCCAUCUCGAAAAGUACAAUCAUCCCAGCAAGGAAACAGAUAUUCCAAAAAUGGCGCCAAAACGCAAAACGACUAGCACAGCCGACAACAAGGAGGAAGUAAGUCCCCAAAAAGAGGACAGUCCAAAUACCAGCAGUUCUGCAAGAGAAAUAGAAGCAGUUGCUGCAGUCGGCGAAUAUGAAACGGAAACUGCGCAGCUUCACAAGGAGGCAAUGAACAAUAUUGCCGGCAAGAAUUAUAUGGAAAUACUGGAGAAGCGCAUUCGCCUCUCCGUGCAGCAGGAAUACGAUAAUCUCUGUGAGAGCAACGAAUUCAUCCGCCACAAAUUUCUGGUCGAAAUGCCACCAGAUUUCUAUGCAUUCUGGCAGUUUAUCAAUACGCUCAAAAAGGACACAACUAAAACAGCUGUUUUGCAGCACAUUGAACAAAUGUUCCAACUGCAGUUGGUGGCACCCUUUGAGUUCCUCGCUGGGAAAUUCCAUAAAGCUAAAAUUGGUGAACCUGGCGAUUAUUUGAGACAUUGGCGUUUCUACUACGAUCCGCCCGAGUUCCAGACGGUUUUUGUUCGCAAAAAUACGGGCAUCCAUUAUGGCUACUGGCGUGAUGUGCCCCAGGAUAAAGAUCGUCUACUCCUAGCGCGUAAUGAUUCCACACAAAACUGUGAAUUUCAAUUUAUUGCUGGCAACAUCUUCGAUGCCUUCCUGUACUACUUGGAACAUGACUUCGUGGGCACGCCUUUCAACACCGCUCAAGUUGCGGCCACCAAGAAAGCCGUGAAGCAGCAUCUUAGUGAUAAUCCAUUGCCCGAUCUGGAUACGUUGACCAAAGAGCGUAAUAAACGUGUCAUGGCCAAAUCCUUUCAUCGAGCUGGCAUUGUUGUGCCCUACGAACGCAAGUCACAGCAAGGAUAUCGUCCGUUGCCUGUCAGCGAUGCGGAACUCAAGAAAAUUCUGGCACUCUUCGAGCGGAAGGAUCUCGGAGUAGACAGCGACAAUGCCAAGCAAGCUGUGCUAGAAAAGCUGCAGCCGGUGGCAAAUGCCGCCAAUAUCGCGGUGGAUGAAUGUGAUUUUGGCACUGCUCUAGAGUUGGGCCUGGAUUUGUUUAGCAGUGGUCACAAAGAACUGCAUAUGCUGAUCUCGUCGCUACUAGUGCCAGCGUAUUCCCUGCUAUCGCGGCCUCAGUUCAUUGCUAUUGCCAAGGCGCACAUGGAACAGCGGAGCAAGGAGCUCAACUUGAGCAUCUUUGAAGUGUUGAAAUAA
Drosophila nasuta is the source of this 1503-nucleotide messenger RNA. RefSeq names its product Histone PARylation factor 1 (gene Hpf1). Lineage: Eukaryota; Metazoa; Arthropoda; Insecta; Diptera; Drosophilidae. Gene Ontology annotation, cellular component: nucleus. Gene Ontology annotation, biological process: DNA damage response; regulation of protein ADP-ribosylation. The coding region runs from base 193 to 1503 and encodes 436 amino acids. The transcript has a single exon. Gene Ontology annotation, molecular function: poly-ADP-D-ribose binding; histone binding. The record is from RefSeq and is a predicted model, not a curated record.